CCAUGUUUGAACAGCUCAGGGGCCGAAUCGAAUGUAUGCUGCGCUCUUCGCCGGUGGACUAGGCUGUGUAAGCCCGAGGCUCAAUCUGGAAAGGGGAUUGAAUCUUCUAUUUAUGUAGAAGGCUUUCAAUAUCAGCCAGAGGCGGCUCCAGUCAUUCGUCAAUGCGUGUCUCUAUUUGAAUUCACCCCUCCUCCUGACUGAGUCUUCUAAUCCUCUUCAGUAAGAAACACGCAAUUUUACAACUCUCAAGCCCUGCCACUUAAGCAGCAAUGAAUAAUUCCAGUGCAUCCCAAUCGGCCACAAACGUGGCCAAAGAAACUCCUACCCAGAAGACACCAGCGCCUCAGAUGACAACGAACAUGGCCGGAGCAACCGCUGCGCAGACAAAAGAAGCGUCAGGAACAACUGUUCGCCAAGUCACUGUCAGGAAGAUUGCUCCUGAGGAUCUAGGCAUCAAGAUUCGAUAUCAGCCAGAAAACGAAGAUGACAUCGAUAUAGACAUUUUGGCUGUGCCUGGUAUUGGGACCAAUCCUGAGAGUACCUGGACAUACUACGAACCCGACCCUCAGGACCCUCAGGACAAGUCCAAAGUUUCCAGGGUGAAGUGGCUGAGCGACGAUACAAUGCUUCCGUCACUCUUUCCUAAUGCGCGCAUAAUGACAUUCGGAUAUGACUCUUUUUGGUUCGGGGACGCCCCUCCAAAGCAAAGACUGGGUGGAAUUGCGACAGAAGUUCUGAUGGACCUCUGUGAACAGCGGAAGGAUUGCGAUCGUCGUCCGAUUCUCCUCAUAGGCCACUGCUAUGGGGGUCUUGUGAUGCAGCAGAUGUAUUUGCAGUCUCGACGUCGUUCAAGCGAGUAUCCCAGCAUCUACGACUCGAUUACAGGGAUGGUCUUCCUGGGCACUCCACACUAUGGAAGCAGUAUCUCCAACAUGGCAUCACUUGGCGACAUAUACGAAACAAUCCGGCAGCAAAAUUUGCAGACCGACGAUAGCCUCUUGAAGACUAUCGCUCACGACAACACGGUCCUUGUCGAGACUGUUGAUGACUUCGUAGUAGAUGUAAAGCAACAGGCACCUGGGCCUGAGAUAUUUUGCUUCUUUGAGAAGCGUCCUACACAAAUCGGCGUCAUAGCGAACCUGGACGACAAGCUGCCAGAGUUUGUGGUGAACGAGUCUUCGGCUUGCCUCGUCGGUUAUAGAAGGGUGGGCCUGACAACAGACCAUUUUAACAUGAACAAGUUUAGCAGCAACAAGAAUGACAACUACAAGAAGGUCGUUAGAGAGCUGAAGAAGAUGGGGGAGAAAUCGGAGGACCUUAUGAAGCAGAGAAGAGCAGCAAUGCAUGGCAGUAUAUCGGGCAACUUCAAUCAACAGACUGACUCGCAAGCUCACAAAUCGAUCCCCAUGUUGCCAUUCUCUGUCGCAAAAGGGUUCGCGCCUCGUGACGGCAUACUGGAGAAGAUCCAAUCCCACUUUGAACACUCGUCAAAGGUGGUGCUCGUCGGAGCUUGCGGCUCUGGAAAAACACACGUCGCAGUUGAGUACGCAGAUCGAUUCCACAAACAGAACCCAGAGGCCAAGAUAUAUUGCGUAAAUGCCAGCAACGCAGCGGACUUUGAGCUGUCCUAUUAUGCCAUCAAUGACAAGUUGAAGCUGAAAUCUGGGAGAAAAGGCAACGUCAUGGGAGCCGUGAGGGACUACAUGGCUCAGGGAGAAAGCGGAGAGUGGCUCAUGAUCGUCGAUGGCUUAGAUCAGGACAAGUCAAUUGGCGACACGGACAAACCAACAGCCAACCCACAUGGGAACGAUCCUGAUUCCCUGCAGUCGAUCCUCGACUAUAUUCCAGAUGGGCACACCUAUGGAGGUCAGGUGCUCGUAACGACUAGGUCCAAACGCAUGGCCACCAGGGUGAUCAGUCAACACAAGUACAUUGUUGAGCUUUCCAAGAAUUUGACCAAAGACGACGCCUUACAACUUCUUCUCUCUGGCAGCAAGAUGAAGGCAUCCUCGUCUAUGAAGUACCAGCCGAAGAUCGUGGACGCUCUCCAAGGGUCAGCUGGGGCGCUGGCACUAGUCCGCGCAUAUAAGGAGACUUUUGGUCCCGAUUUCUCGUGGAAGGAUCUGUGCGAUGUCAUCCAGACCUCCAUCAAAGACAACAUCGAGAAUCAGACACAGGCAAAUGACCACAUACGACACGUGCUAGGAAUUUGGAAACCUCUGUACGCCCAAUUAAGAGCGAAACACAACGAAGCCGCCGAAUUGCUUCACAUACUGUGUCGACUGGACGUUCAAAGCAUACCAGUCUUCCUGAUCGAUACCCGCUUCGAUGACAAGUCAGAACGGGAGAAGCACACAAAGGCGUUGAAAAAGCACGACAUGCUGGAGAUCUCAGUGAACAAGAGGGAUGCGCGUGUGACCCCCAUGAUACGACUUUUGGCCAACUCAAUGGUCAGCAGCCAGUCUGAUGACGCCGGAUUUCUUGACGAGGCGGCGUUGGGACUGGUGACUAAUGCGUUUCCAUCGCAUGAGACUGAAGACAACAUCAAGUGCAGGGCUCUUAAGCCAUGCGCCUUUGCGGCAUUGCGGCUUGCAGUCGAGUCACCGGAGGCAAACCACAAAAAGGCUCAACUCCUCUUCAGACUCGGCGCAUAUGAAAGACGUGUUGGUAAUCGCGACAGCGCUAUGAAGCUGCUCGAGCAGUGUAUAGAGUUAUGCAGAAAGGGAGAAAAGAGAUCUGAGGGAACCAGGAAACUGGAGAAAGAUGCCAGGAAGCUACUCGAGAGCACUCAAAAAGACCAUGGGAAAGCCCAACGACGACGCUCCAGAGAGAAGGACGGGUCGCCACCGGCCGGCCACCGCGACGACUCGCCAGGUACGAAGGCCAUCACAAUCAGCCCCAAGUCCAAAGCUGACGACGUCCGCAGCAUGAGCAAUUCCGUGCUGGGUGCUCAUCGCCGCGUGGACUGCACCGAAGACAACGUCAAGUCGCUCAAGCAGAUUGUGGACUGGUGCCGGGCCAACUACGGCCCACAGCACCGGGACACGGUGCGCCAGCAGUUCAACCUCGCCCUGGCGCUCGACGCCAACGGGGAGCACGCAGAGGCUGACAAGCUUUACCUGGAGACUGUCAAGAUCAUGGAGACCACCCACGGGAGCGGCGGCCUCAAUGCAGACCUUUUGCGCAUGCAGAAUGACCUGGCGCGAAGAUCCGCUGAGCAGGGACGCUACAAGGAUGCAGAAGCUCUCUGGUUGAAGGUGCUGCAAGACCAGACUGAGAGCCUCAGCCGCAACCACCCUGACGCUCUCCUCACGAGGAUGAACCUUGCGCUGGUGGCCCAAGAGCUCCGGCCAGGGGACCUCGAAUCACCGGCUGCAGAAUUGCAGAGCGUCCUCGCCACGCAGACCCGUCUUUUGGGUGACAGACAUCCUGCCACGCUGAGGACUGCUUCCAAUCUUGCACAGAAUUUCGGCCUUCGCGGCCGCAUCACGGAUGCGGGACCCUUGUUCAAAUUGUGUUUGGAAAUCCAGACGGCGAGCCUCGGGGAGAAACAUCCGGACACUAUGAGAACGUUGGCCAUGAAGAAGGAGCUCGAGAGUGAAACAGUUCCAGUGUGUUAAGGCAGAUGACACGAUCGAAUUGCCUUCAACACGGAGAGCGUAGAUUGAAUUUGUAGUGACAUAAUAUAAAAAUUGGUCAGGACUUUCA
This is a messenger RNA of Diaporthe batatas, 3708 nucleotides long. RefSeq lists its product as uncharacterized. The record is from RefSeq and is a predicted model, not a curated record. NCBI's taxonomy places the organism in Eukaryota, Fungi, Ascomycota, Sordariomycetes, Diaporthales, Diaporthaceae. Gene Ontology annotation, molecular function: hydrolase activity, acting on ester bonds; protein binding. The coding region runs from base 270 to 3620 and encodes 1116 amino acids. The transcript is spliced from 5 exons.